Molecule: messenger RNA, 625 nt
Organism: Amorphotheca resinae ATCC 22711
Lineage: Eukaryota; Fungi; Ascomycota; Leotiomycetes; Helotiales; Amorphothecaceae
Exons: 2
Coding region: 1-537 (178 amino acids)
Source: RefSeq, a predicted model, not a curated record
AUGUCACUUCAUUACCUCGCCCUUCUAGCCGCGUUCUGGUACGCGUUGUUCGCGACAGAUUGUUCGCCUACUCGAUCUCAUAGUGAAUUUGAGUACCAGCGAGAUCUCUUCGAGCUUCUCGAUCUCACCCACCACAACCUCUACACCUCAAGGGAUACAGCAAAAACCAAGACGAGAGCACAACGAAAGCAGUACGAAAGCAAAACGAAAUCCUCAUCAUCUCAAGGUCCAUCAAUCAGCUAUCGAAAAACCUACCUCGAAAACCCUACACGCACAGAAUCCUCUCCCAAGAUGUGCAUCCAACACUGGAUCCAAUACGUGUGCGGCCACAACAAGUUUGUCGAGGACGAGAACUGCCUUGGCCACCACCCAACCGACCACCGCUGCUAUGGCAUUGGCUGGCGCAUCCAAAUCCACAGGCCGAAACCUGAUCGUCUGUGUGAGGAGUGUAGGAAGACGCCGCAGCAGAGAUGGCGACGCCGACCAAGUCAGUGCAACGGAGGACCAGAGAACGGACACGGUGCGGCAGAGGCCUAAGUGCGUGGAUUGAUGAUAGCAUUUUAUCAGGAAUUGGCAAUGGUCUCUGGAAUGGACGUUUCUUCAGCAGAUACGGUGUUCAGAAAGC